AGGGAGCGGCAGGGCAGGCUGGACUGUGGCCCCGAUAGCCCGGGGUAGGCUGGACCUGGGAGGACCUGCGGGCCGGGGUCAGACCUGACUGACACGGCCCUGGCCGGGGAGGACUGGAGCGAAGUGAGACGUGUGCAGAGUCUUCCCGGAGGCCGCGUCUCCCAGGCUCUUGGGGGUUUGCCUAUGCAGCCCGAGGAGAAUGGGCUGGGGUCGCAGGCCACCAUCGCCCCGAGGGCAGGCGGGCGGGCCCCGGGGACCCGCAGUGCGGCGCCCGGGGCCUCGCCCCCCUCGGUCCCGCCGGAGACCGGCCAGACAGCCGCGCUCGCUGCUGCGGGGAGAGGUGGCUCAUUAGGGAAUCGCAUUCCUUUAGAACCAGGAAGUUAGGAUCCUGUUGCUCGAGUGUGUGUUUGGAAUGCUGCUCCCUUUUCCCCCAUACACUUGAUAGACUUGAGCGGGUCCGACUUUGAGAUAGUUAAGAAAUAAAAAUUAAAUGUGAAGACUCAUGGUAACCGGCCAGGAACCUCUUAACCACCUGCUUCUCAGUGGUGUAUAGUAGAACAUGAAGUUUGUUGAGUUGAGGUCAUUGCAUCUUGUGACUUUCAGUGAAUGUAAUCUUGUUAACCCCCUCGUUUUUUGGUGUAAGGUGGCUUUGAAUUUGGACUGACUCGAAAUGUGAGAAAACGACCCGGAGAAAAAUGAUCUCAAUCUGCCUUCCAUUCGCGACCUUCUCACUGGCGUUGGAAUACUUUGUUUUAAUCAUAAACUGAAACUUUGAAGUUUUCCAUAACUGAACAAACGGGAGGGCUUCCCAUGGCUGCAGUGGAAUUAGUUUGUAGCACACAGUCAAACAAGGGAGUUUUAAAUAGAGGCAAUAGCAACUGCAUUUGUUUCUUUUAGGAUAUUUAGCUGCUUCCCUUUUCAAAUUGAGUUGAAUAUUUAAAAUGCACUUGCAGUUUGUUUUGAGUUGGUGUUUGCAAGACCACAAGAGGAGAAAAGGGUGAUGGUUUUUGUUUUUGGUGGUCUUUUAGUAUAUUAUGUGCAAUUUCUAUACUUCCCUAACUUGGUUGGCUUCUCUUAUUUACAGUCAGGGUUAAUUUAAUUGAGGCUUUUUUUCUUCGUGCUUAAUAUACCAAAAUCCAGUAUUGUAAUCAAAUUGUACAAGAAAUAGUUUAAGGAGAUUUGUUGGGAAUUGCUAAAGUAGAAUGCUCUCUGAAAGUUUAUUUUUUAGUUAGUACAUUUUCCCUUAAAACUUUAACUAGUUAGAAAUAUAUUUCAUCUCAUAUUUUGAAAACUAAUGUGACUUGAGUUGACUUAUUUAUAUGGAACGGCAUGGCUUCUUAGUCAUUAGAAGCUAUCCUGAGCUCACCUUUGAUUCCAGCACUAGGGAGGCAAAGGAAGGGAGGCCAGCCUGGUCUACAGAUGGAAUGUCAGGGCUACACAGAGAAACCUAUCUUGAAAAAAACCAAAAACAAACAAACAAAAAACUUACUUUCUUGGUGACUAAAAUUUUGAAAAGUCUCAUAAGACUGAUGUAAGCAUGAAGCAUGCAGAUGUUUGCUUUUUGCUAUUUUUAUUGUUACUGAAUUCCUAAUUUUGAUAUUCUGCCUUAUAGGUGGCAAUUUUAAUUUAUUACUCAUGUCUUGAUCACGUGUCUCUGUCAUAGAAGACAGGUUCUGAGACAGCAUAUAAGUUUGGAGAAGGGAGCUAUACUAUAUGUGAGUAGGCUCCAGAGAGAAAAUAGAUGAUUAUAAUGGGUGUAGAAGUUUGCAUUCAUUUUUCCACACUGUAGAAGAGCAGCUGAAAUGAAGUAGCUGAAAUUUCAUAGUAAUGCUUUGGGGGCUUGUCCAUUUUGUAAAAAAGAAAAAAUCCUGAGAUUUGAAGAAUUAAAUAUAUGUGACUUACCUAAAUAUGUACAAAGUUUGACAAAGAUGUAUUUAAACUCUGUGGAAACAAAUAUUUCACUUAACCACCUGUUUUCAUGAAGAAGUCUUCACAAUGUUAUAUGAAACGAACUUCUGAAUGUUAAGUGAAAGUCUGUAUAACAGUUUAAUGGUGAUUACAGUAAACAGUGCCUUCAAGAAGCAGCAGGCACUCAGAGUUACAAACACUUUUAGACAUGGCUCAUGUUAGCAGCCAAGAAAGGGCUGAUAGACUCCUCUCACUGUCGUUUUUAUGUCAUGGGGCAUUCACACUUCUGCUGAACUAUGAACUAGGGUUAUAGUCUGGAUCUCUUCUUCUAGUGAGAAGUGAUGGUCUUUUAUGGUCUGCUGCAUAGGAUGAGGUUAAUUCCUGUGAAGCCCAUUUGCUCUUACAGAGUUAAAGGCGGAGUUUACAGUAUUUAACUAACAUACAGUGCUGCUGUCGAUACUUUGAGAUUAAAGUAUAUUCCUUCCUUAAUUUUAGAUUAGUAGAAGCAGAAAAAUUGUAUCUUGUUGUAAUUUCCACCAUUGAAUCAUUUUAACCUUAAAAUGCAGAUGUUGGAGGUGAGUCUGUUAAAAAGGGUUAGUGCUGCAGUUUGCUUAUAUUAUUUCAUGUGAAGAAAUCUUGUUUUGUUGUAGCUUGUUUUUGUUUUUCUGUGAGAGUUAAUUUUAGAGUACACAGUAAGUGAGCCCAUUACAGGGUUAAAUUCAUGAGAACCCAGUUUAGUUUAAAUGUUUUCCCCUGAUUUACUUGGCAGUUCAGAAGACUGAACCCUGGUACUUGGUUAUGCUAGGCAAAAUCUAUACUCCCAACCCUCUUUAAUAAAUUAAUUUUUUUUUUUUUUUUAAAUUAAGGCCAAAAAAAAAUCACUAAGUUACCCCCAGGCCUUUAUCUUGCUGUCUCACCUGACAGUAGCUGGGAUUACAAGCAUGUACCCCCAGGGCUAGCGAGUUUGCUCUCAUUGUUAGACUUGUUGAUGUUUUGGAGCUGACGCUCUCUGCAGUUACUGUAAUUAGAAAUGGAUUUUCUUAUUAGGGCAUGGAAUUGGAAUAGCAAGCCUCUAGAUUCCCUUAAGAAAAGGAAGGAAGGGGCCCUUUGUUCAGCCGCUGAGGACUCUUGCUCUCAAGCCUGCCUACCUGAGUUCAGUCCCUAGAACCCAUAUGGUAGGAGAGUACUGAUUGCUGCAAGUUAUCGUCUGACCUCUGCACACACAAUAAAUACAUAAAUGUGAAAACAAAACCAGAAGAGAAGGAAGAUAAAGUCCGACUUGGAAAUAUUCCCCCUUAAUAUUGCGCCUUUCAAGCUGCUUUAUUUCCCAUGUAUAGGUGUCUUUCUUGGAAUGGGGAAAAUUAUUAGGUGUGCUUCCUUGUUUUUUGGUCCUUGCUCUCUUCCCCCACACCUCUUGUCUCUGUGCCUUUAUAAAGUCUGUCUUUGCACCUCUUUUGUGGAAGCUGUCAUGACCCCUAUUUGUAUUGGAGUGAUGCUGCUGAGUUUGUGAUCUUUUUCUUCCUUGCUAUACCUACAAUCCUGGCUAACUUCUGAGGCCUAGGCAUUUAACAUAUGUCGUACCGAGCACAAAUGAAAAACAUACUGCUAUUUUUUUAGAGGUAGCUUAAUAUUCACUGAUACAAGACUCGGUUGUCACUGAAAAUAUCCUUUUGAAGUUUGUGUGCUAAGUCUUCCUUAAAGCUUGUUAUUCAGGGUGGUUCUUAUUUGCUUGAUCAAAAUAAAGUAGUCCUGUGUUUACACAAGCUGUUUUGCCAUCUCCAUCCAGAUACUGCCUUUCAGGCACAUCCUGGUUGCUUGACCCUUCCUAGAAACUUAUCAAGACUGCUCUAAGAUCCGUGACUUGCCCACUGUAACCUACUGUACACUGUUUCUUCAUUGUCUGCUCCACCUUCUAAGGCCUUCUUCUCAUCUGUUCCUCCCUUCCCCCACGGUGCUGCUGUCUUGGCUCUUGGUAGUUUCUUUGCUUGAAAUUGGAUGCUUCAUCCCACUCCCCAAAAUGUAAUUUUUGUUUUUAAGUUUUGCUUAGUCUCUUAAUACACUGAAUAAUUCCUGAAGACAACGCUUGAGGAACCAUUGCCAGUGUCUGAGUUUAGACUGGGUGCUUCCUAUUUGUUGCGUCUUACUGACUACACAACGCAGGGGCAUGCUUAUGGGGAAGGAAGCUUCUGACUUGGUUUUCCCGCUUGAAGCCCUGGUGUGAUGAGAGAUGGAAGCAUGGCUAGGGACAUCUCCCAGGUGUGUGAAAGAAAGAAAUCGCUGAGCAUGUCUGCUAACACAAAUGGACACCUGAAAAAGGAUACAUUGUCAAGUUUCUUUUAGCUUAUAAAGUUACUUUUACAAAGUUUCAUCUGACCUUUCAUAACUGUAUGUAAUGGAUAAGAUGGUUUCGGAGCAGAAACUUAACUCCCGCACCUCAGAUUUCACUGUCUGCUAGUCUUUAAACAUAACCACUGGAGGUAGGUUUUUGUUUGUUUUUCUUUCUGUCUUUUGCUUUAAAAUUAAAUUAUUUUAACAAAACCCAAGGCAACUAUAGUAUUUCUAACAUACUUUUGAUAUAGUAUUAAUGUCAUGUACAGUGGCAUUCAGAUGCUGGUGACAGCUACAUGGUUCCUUAAUAGUUACAGUUGUGAUAUGUAUUAUGUCAUGUGGCUCUCUUAUUUCCUUUUCUUCCUGUACUUUUCCUUCAUUUUACUUAUGGCACUGUAACAUGCCAUAACAGUAUUUAUUUGUGGUCUGUUUUCUGUACUCAUAUAAACUCCUUAACAUAUACAAGGGGUUUUUUAAAAAAGUUAUUUAUUGGUAUGAAUCCAGUUCUCAGAACUGUAUUAGACACAUAAAGUGCUGUAAAUGACUUGUGUGUGUGUUGGGGGGUGUGGUGCUGGGAAGUAAGCCCUCUUUGUCUCAGGCAAGUGCUCUAGCGUUGCUCCCCGAGGAAUUUAAUAAACCCCAAUCUGUGAUGAUGAAUAAAGCAAAAUAUCUGGUCUUCAUUUGAGUGUACCUCGUGUCCACUAAAGCAGGAGUGCAACCACUUAACCCAGUAAGAGUACGGUGUCCUACAGGUCAGAGAUGUGGACCUGGAGGGAAGUACUGAGAAAAGAAAGGAGCCGAGAGCUGCAUUCUCAGAAUGACGUUGUAGUCAUUUUGAGGUGGGCAGGAACAAAGAGCAUGUGACAAAUUAAUGUUGAAAUGGCUCAAUGAGGUGAAAAAGCCGGAAGAAGUAGGUGGUGACUGCUCUUACAGGGCCUUGGAUGUCCCUGUGUAGGUUGAGGAUUUUGUUGUUUAUCCUGAGAACAUCAGGAAACUCUUGGAGUGUUUUUAAGUAGUGCAUUGCAUGAUCAGAAUUGGCUUUUAAAAAUAAUUGUUGGGAGCUGGUGAGGUAACCUGAGCAGAUUAAAGGUGCUUCCGCCAAACCUGACAAACUUGAAUUGACCCCCAGAUCCCACCUGGAUGAGAGGGAGAACCAGUUCCUGAGAGUUGUCCUCUGACUGCCACAUGGAUGCUAUGGCACGAUCCCAUAGACAUCUAUAAGUAAAGAUAGUAAAAUCGAAACAUUCAAGAAAAGACUUGUUCUGCUUUAUGGAAAGUGAUAUGGAAGAGGCAGUAAUAAGCUUACAGACAUGAAUUUUACUUAGGGGCAGAAUGCAGAUUCUUUUUACUUCCUUUGGUCAUAGUUGAAAAGGCCCAGUUCCAGUCUACAUGGAGGGUAACUUGCUUAGAUUCCUUUAGUUUGUGUUGUGCAAAAUCAUGUAGGCUUAAAAAGUAGCAUAAAAAUAUGCCUUAACUCUGCUAGUAUUUGUCAGUUGUUUAAAAGUAUGUUGUUGAGAUUUUAUCAAGGCUAAUUAACAUUCCUUUUUAAAUAACAUCUCCGAAAAAUGGGAACAUUUGUUUUCACAUUUCAGAAAGUUUUGUAUUUCUAUUGUGGGCUGAUUACAGUACAGGCUGCAAACCCCUUGGCCAUCUUGAUGUAAAGUUACAGGUGGCUUCAAUGAUUAUUACUCUUGGUGAACAGUUUCAGCAUUGAUUUUAAAAAAUACCUUGUACAACCUUCCUGUCGGGAAGAGCAUUUUAAAAAAUGUUUUUAGGAGGUUAAAAACAUUUGAAAGACAACGUAUAAUAUUUAAAUUUUCUGUCAGUACGUCUCAGGAAUUCUACUUAUGUGAGUACUUGGUUUUAUUCUCAGUCAAAACUGCACGGCAUAAUCAUUAAGUCCUGUUACCUUAGUGGUUGACACCCAUACUUUCCCAGUUAUUGCCAUCAUGCCAGAAUGCAAAUUAGUAUUGGCCUUUAGCAGGUCAGUGGGAGUACAGACCAGUUGGGUAUAUGAGUAAUUGGUGAGUCAGCAAUAUUUGUCUCUUUUUACACCUUUGGGGAGGGAGAGAACCAUGAGGAAGACCAAAGGGUGGAAUACAAGGAGCUGUGUGCUCAGUGAUGGGUGUGUUCUGUACUUUUGUGCAGGUCUUAUGUUUGUUUGUAUUGUCGAUAAACUUAAACCUCUUCUAUUGACAAUGCCCUUCAGGAGCGGCCAAUAAAGGAUGAAUUCAAUCCAAACACAAGAAAAUUGGAGGUGGAAACUAGAAUUGCCAAACACAAAAGUGCCAGAAGCACUCCGAGUCAUAGAAUCUAAAUCUCCAUGAUGUGGAAAAUUCAAAUUGUUUCUACAGAAUACCUCCCAAUUCAGAAUGAUGGUGUUUUAAUUUCAAUCAAACCUAGAGGCAUUCUUGGUGUACUGUGCCUUUUAACUUCAGAAUAUUGAAAGUACUUUUCAUGGUGGUGGGUUAUAAUAUCUAGAUCACAUAUCUCAUGAAGCACAUGAGGUUACAGUUCAAGAUAGAAACUGUACUGAUAGAUUUGCAUAUCCAGUGUAUACCAAAAUAAUGUCAGCUCAGUUUUAUGCAGAGGCAAAAGAAAUUCUGGGUGCCCAGUUUUCAGUUUAUGUGGAGGUGUCAUUAAAUUUAUUAUAAAGAGUAAUUACCAAAUGCUUAAUAUUAACAUAGCAUUCCAUAAGUUAAGUUCAUGAGUUUAAUAUUAAUUAACAUAGCAUUCAAUAAGUUUCGUUCAUGAGGUUUCUUUUUAAACAAAGAGCAAGCUUUGAAGGUUUUUUGUUAUGUUUUUUUUUUAAUUUAAGAUUUAUUUAUUUAUUUCAUGUAUGUGAGUACACUGUCACUGUCUUCAGACACACCAGAAGAGGGCAUCAGAUCUCAUUACAGAUGGUUGUAAGCUGCCAUGCGGGUUGCUGGGAAUUGAACUCAGGACCUCUAGAAGAGCAGUCAGUGCUCUUUACUGAACUAUCUCUCCAACCCUGGUUCAUGAGUUUUUAACUUUGUUGUUGUUAUUUGUCUGGAAUUACUGGAUGCUCAUAUAGUUAGGUGAAAAUUUAUAUCACUUUAAGGUAUUAAAGUCAUUUUCUGAGAUUUCGAGUUUUGUUUCGUCUACACUCUUGCCAGUUGGAAUUUGAUAACUAGUUAUCAGUUGCCAAAAAACCAGUAUCUUAUAGGAUUUUAGAGUUCUGAAGUCCACAGAAGUUAUACUUGGUUGGAAAUACAGCUAGCUGGUUAGUGACAGAGUUAGGACUGUAACUCGUUGCAUUCCAGGAUCUGGAUAUAGAGCUAGGACUGGCUCAUAGUCUUCUGGCUCUUCUCCAGUGUGAACCCACCCCAGGCUCACUGCACUCUUUAGCUACAUGCUCAGUCAGAACACUUGCAAGCCUGUAAAACCAGCCUUGGCAUUGGUGAAAAUAUUAACUUUAUUUUUGUUGCAGAAUUUCAAAGAACCAUUUUAAUUUUUAAAGCAAAUUUUUAAAAAAAUAUUUAUUUGCUUGGGGGUAGGGUAAGUGGGGUAGGUGCCUAGAGAGGCCAGUGACAUUGGGUCUACAGGAGUUGUAGCUACAGGCUACGGGCUACGGGCAAUUGUAAACUGCCUCAUAUGGGUGCUAGGGGUGGGACUCAGGUUCUUUGAAAGAUCAGUAUAUGCUCUUAAUCUUAACCACCAUUUCUCCAACCCUAAAAGCAUAUUCUUAAGGAAGCUUUAAAAAAGAUUGAGGUAGUGUUAUUUGUUGCUUAUGAUGGGGUAGGUUCUGAAAUGCAGUUAGACUGUUUAAUUAUUACUAUAUUGAAUACCUCAGAAUGCUUAGCACAAAUAGGAUAGGCUCAUUACUUCACAUAGCCUUUUGAUAUAGUCAAGGCUUACAGUGAGAGAUGUGUAAUACAUAACCUGUGCCUAUAUAACAUGGCAUGCUAGCUGGGCGUGGUGGCAGAGGCAGGCGGACUUCUGAGUUUGAGGCCAGCCUGGUCUACAAAGUGAGUUCUAGGACAGCCAGGGCUACACAGAGAAACCCUGUCUCGAAAAACAAAAACAAAAACAAACAAAAAACAAACAAACAAACAAACAAAAAGCAUGGCAUGCUAUUUUAUAGUAAGAUUAAACAAAUAAUAAAUGGUAUAGUCAAUAAAUAGUGUAGUAAAUAAAUAAACUAGUAAGAAUCAUUUAUUAUUAUCUGUACAUUAUUGCAUGUGUUUUUUAAAUACCUGGUACUACAGUAGGUUUGUUUACAUCAGCAUUGCUACAAUGGUGAGUAAUAUGUUGCAAUUAGAUAUGUUACAAUAGCUACAGAAGCAAUAGGCAAUUGGAAUUCAUAUAUGUGUGGGUGUGUGUGUGUAUACACACACACUUUUUUUUUUCCUUUUUAAUUGUUCAUUGGAAUUGAGGUAAGGUAGUGGCAGGGUUUGUACAUGUGAGUACGGGUGCUCACAGAUGUCAGAAAGAAGGUAUCAGAUCCCCAGGAGCUGGAGUUAUAGACAGUUGUAAUCCUCUUGAUGUCAGUGCUGGGAAUCAAAUGCCAGUCUUCUACAAGAGCAUCAAGUACUCUUACUGAAGUGUUUCUCCAGGGGCCCUUACCCUGAAUAUGGUAAUAAGCUCCUAUGUAAUGUAUAGAGUCACCAUUAUGUUUGCAUUACCUUUAACUUUAUGUUGUGUAGUACGUGACUGUAUGUAUGUAUUCAAGGAAAAUUAAGGAUUUUGUCAUUCUAGAAUAUCUAGCAUCCUUGAUUCAGAUUGUGUUGUGAUUUAGCAUCCAAUUCAUAUAAUAUAAACAGACUAGAUUAUAGUUUACCUUUAAGAAAGAGUAUCUCAAGAGAAAUUCAUAUAAAUUUUAUAGUAUUCUUACUAAAGUAUUCAUACAGUUGUUCAUUUUAGUAUCCUUGGUGCUAACAUAGGAACAUAUGUAUAGGUUCAAAGGUCCAAUGUCAUAGCUUGCAUUUUUGUGCAUGGCUUUUGUUAAUGUUUUUAAAGGCACCGGGUUUCAUUCUGUAGCUCUACCUUGACCUUGUACUCACAGAGAUCCCUGUGUUUCUGCCUCCCUAGUGCUGAGAUUAAAGGUGAAUGAAUACAAAGCCCAGCAUCCAUAUUUUUUAAAAGGAGAAACUUGACCUAGAGGGAAUGUGAGUUUUUGGAGAGCUUUUCUGUGGUUUUGUUUGCUGUGUUCAAGUCAAACAACUGGUGUGUGUCAGGAUCUCAGUUUAACAAUUGGUUUCCCACAAAAUUAGAGCGUUAAAUACAUUACAAUAGCGCACAACAGUGUGCUUGUCUUAUAAUUCUGAAGACUGAAUGAAUCUAUUGAUUUGUUUCUCAUUCUUCAGAACACCUGAGGCCAGAAGACAGUUUGCUCUGCAUUUUCCAGUUCAGAAAGACAGAAAUGAUGAUGUUUUCUAGUUUCAUACUUUGAAGCCCGUAAUGACAAUACUUAACCCGUUGCCAAAAAAAGAGAAAAGGUCUUGUUUCAACAUCUUGGAUUCGGAUGAUACGAUAAUGUAUAUCUGGGGCUUAUGCGAGAUGCGAAAGCUGUAGCCAGGUAGGGACUACACAUCUUAACUCCUAGCAUUCAGGAAGAACAGACAGAGGACUCUAAUUUAAUCCUAGAGUGUCUUACAUAACAAGACCGUCUUAAAAAGAGAAAGACGGUUUAAUGUUAUCAUAGAAGCUGCAGGUAAUACCGCACUGAAUAUUAGUAGUAAACAGUUGUAUUGAUAGGAAGCUUCUUUUUUUAAAGAACAAAACAAAACCAUGGUUGUCAAGGUUGAGCUCAGAUCCUCUCACUGGUAGGCAAGUUCUUAUUGUGAGCCACACCCUAUCCAAUUAAUUGGAAUUAAGAAUACUGAUGUGGAUUCUUUGCUAAAAAUUGAUUAUGUGAUGCAUAUUAUCUACUAAAAAGGGAGUAUAAUCCUAACUGCCUUGAGUUGUAACCCACUUGUGAAAUAGAAACGGACCUUUUACAGUAAGUACUAAGCCAAAGUAAGAUUUGAUUCUGGUUUAUUUUGGAAUGUCAGUUCUUUUUUUAAAUGUUGUAUCGCUUCUGUACAUGUUAGAGGAUAUUCAUUAUGGUUUUUGUUUUGUUUUGUUUUUCGAGACAGAGUUUCUCUGUAUAGCCCUGGCUGACCUGAAACUCACUUUGUAGACCAGGCUGGCCUUGAACUCAGAAAUCCACCUGCCUCUGCCUCCCAAGUGCUGGAUUAAAGGUGUGCGCCACCACGCCCGGCUAUUCAUUAUGUUUUGAUAGUACCAUUUACACUUUGGCAAACUUUUAACAUGUCUGCAAUUGCUAUGCUUACUACUUGAAGACUGUAGUUUGAUACUGUGGCUUUGUGAGCAGUGUGGUAUUUCAGUACUUCAGUAAUCUUACGUAGACACAUUAUGUACCAGGUACUUACUGUAUUGUCUCCAUGUUCUAAGACGUCCUCACAGUGCUGUUGAUGAGAAAACCCAGGGGAAUGUAGUUGUUGUGCCUGGUAGGGAAGGAGUCCAGUUCCCAGGCAAGUGUUCAUCGACGCACUUCCUAACCUAUGUCCACUGUGAAGGAGUCCAGAGAAUUUGGAGUAGUUACUUGAUUUUUCUGAAGAAUUUAGUGACAAUUGGAAUAUAGAAAUGAAGCCUAUUUGAGGAAAGGCUAAAAUGUAUUUGCAUGUUUCUAGCUUGGUCAUUUAUAUUAAAUAUCUUUAUAGUGGGAUAAGCUUUGAGCAGAUUUUCAAAACAGUAUUUUUACUUGCUCCUCCCAUACAAAUAAUUACUUUAGUAUGUGCUUGCUACUAAGAGACUUCUUUACUGAUUUGUUGUUUUAAUAUUAAAUUAAUUUUUAAUGUCACUCUUUGAUAUGUAAGUCUUAGACCUCAAGUGCAUUCUUGUGCCCACACAUGCACAUAUGCAUAUGCAUGCACACUAAACCUAGAGACUAAAAUGAAGAUGAAAAUUGAUUCAAAGUAAAUUUACCCUAACUUACAACUGCUGUCUUUUGUGUGUAACCCAUCAACUGGAGUAAAGGCUUAUUUGGAACCAUCUCAUUUCCUGUGUUUUCUAUUUUAAUUGCUAGGCAAGUCUUCCCACAUUUAUUUAUUAGACGCACACUUAGUGGGAUUCUACUCUAUUAGGCCCUGUUAGGAGCACAGUGUGAACAAGGCAGGCAGGCUGGCAAAGAUGUCUUUCCCUGUGACAGAAUUUUGGAGUUGAUCGGAUGAUCAUAAUUUGCUAUGUCGUAUUCCAGGGUAGAAAGGGCUAGUAAGAGACAUAAAAUAAUGAACUCAGGCUUUGAUGGGAGGAAGAAAAGUAACAUCCAAAUAGCUGCUUAUAUAUUUGUACUUCAUCCCAAGGGCAGGCUAGAGAUUUUGAACUCAUCUGAGGAGGCCUAUGUUUUAGGAAGACCAACUUGCCUUCUAGAAUUCUAGAAGGUGUAAGGAAACUACGAAGUUAAGAUAGUUUCAGAGAGAUUGGCUUUCUGAAGAAUUUAAUAACAGUUGGAAUUUAGAAAUGACCCUUUUUCUGAGAAGAGGCUACAGCAAUCUAGUUGCAGGUUUUUUAUUGGGUUGUUUGCAUAUCCUUCAAAUAGGGGUUUUAUGUUUUAAAAGAGCAAUAGGGUUCAUUAUUUUAAACAACUGAUAGAUAGGAGUCAGGCAAACCAUAAAUAUUUGACUGUGUGUUGAUUAGAUAGCUGUAUUGAGAUUUAGCGUGCAGUUGUGAACUAGCCUUGUGGAAAGUGAACACAGGGACAUGAUUCAAGAAGAGGCAGAAGCUCUGAGCCACCUCGGUCCCGAUUGCACUUGCCAGAUUUGGUACUCUUCCUGUGAAAUUGUGGGACCUGCCGAAUGCUGCCAUAUGGCUGCUAGGCACCUCCUUGGCAGGGGUCUUUCUCCUGGCAGAGUUAUCUCUUUACCAAAGCCGUAUAACCUUGUUCACAUUGACCCUCUGCUACUGCAAUUACAUAAUUUAAUUACUGUGAAUGGAUACUGUGUCUUAGAAAUCAAAGUAGUUAAGAGAGAAUUUUGAAUGUUUUCAUCCACUAAAAAAUUGCAAAUGGAGCUGGAGAGAUAGCUCAGUGGUUAAGAGAACCAGCCACUCUUCCAGAGGUUCGGAGUUCAAUUCCCAGCAACCACACAGUGGCUCACAACCAUCUGUAAUGGUAUCUGAUUCUCCUUUCUGGUAUGUCUAAAGACAGCUACAUUGUACUCACAUACAAAAAAUGAAUAAAUAAAUCUUUUUUAAAAGUUUUAAAAAAUUUAUAAAUGUUUGUAGUGGAGGGUCUGGGGAGAUCACUUAGAGCACACAUGAAGAAGAGUUGGCUCAGCAGUUAAGAGCACUUGUUGCUCUUGUGGAAGACCUGGGUUCUAUUCCCAGGACCCACAUAAUGCCAUCCAUAAUGCCAGUUCUAGGAGAUCUGCAGGCAUGCACUUGGUUCACAUAGAUGCAUACAGGCAAAACAUUAGUACAUAUAAGAUAAAGUAAACAAAAUAGGAAAAAGAAAAACUGGGUGUAUAGUGUUGUGCUGGUUAGGCCAGCUCUGGGGAGGCUGCGAGGAGGAUGUGUGGGGUUCAUUGCCGAGUCAGCCUGACCUAUUUGGCAGUCCCUGUCUUGAGGGAAGGAGCAUCUAAUGUGGUUUUGAGGGUGACAUGAAAGGUUGUGUCCACACACAACAUACACACACAGGAGAAUAGUCCUAUAAAUGUUGUGUAUUUAGAUAAUUUUCCAUCUGUACUAGAUGUGCUUUAAAGAAACAGUGAUGUGUUUUGGCUUAUGUAAGAAGAACAUCAAUACAAGGACUGGGUCUAGGGCAAAGAUCAAAAGAAAGAACACACACAAGUUCAAGUUAAGUAUACACACAUUAAUUUUUGUAACUACCUAUUUGCUUUUGCAGUUCCUUUUAAUUGCAUGGGAUACAGAGCCUCUUACUCUGCUUAGCACACAGGAAGAACAUUUCAGGGUGGUUAAGAAAGAGUAGCUACAGAAGCAGAAGCACCAGGCCAGAGGGGGAGAAGGCAGAGCAGACUCCUGCUGGGCUGGGCUGGGCUGGGCUGGGCUGGGCUGGGCUGGGCUGGGCUGGGCUGGGCUGGGCUGGGCUGGGCUGUGGAGAUCUAUCAGUGGUAUUGCAGGGGAGAGAUUGUUAAUGGCUGGUGAGGCUGGAGAAAGGAGCAGACUGAGAGGUUAUGUUAGAGAGACUGGCUCCCAGAAACAGGGUCAUCCAGUCAGGGUUGACUUGGCUCCUUUCAUUUCACACCUCUUUUCUUUUGAGUCAAGAUUGGGUUACUUUAAAAAAAAAAAAAGACUUCUUUUUUAUGUAUGAGUGUUUUUUCCUGAGCAUAUGUAUGUGCCCAGUGCCCUUGGAGCCAGAAGGAGUCAGAUUUCUUGGAACCUGUGGCCUGCUAUGUGGAUGCUGAAACUAAACCCAGGUCCUCUGCAAGUGCUCUUAAUGAUUGAGCCAUCUCUCCAGCCUUAGGCUUUUUGAAACAGUUACAGCAGGAAAUGUUGAAGCUGGGGAAAGACAGACUAGGACCCAGACUAUAGGUAGGGACUCUUACAGAACCAUUGCACCUCCAGUUACUUGUUUGGCUUUUUCUCAAAACUUUUUUAAUUUAGGAACUUCUGGGAAUAAAAACCCAUUCACUUCGUUUGUUUGUUUGUUUGUUUGUUUGUUUGUUUUUUCCCCGAGACAGGGUUUCUCUGUGUAGCCAAAACCCAUUCAUUUUCAUGUUUACCUUUUUUUCUUUUUUUAAAAAACCCCAUCAUAUCUAGUCUAUAUUUAGGCACCUUGUCUUUACUUAGGAGGUAUAUAUAUAUAUUUUUAAGGAACACAGGAUUAUAAUUGCUAGGAAAUACUUCCACUUCACUGAAAUAUUAAAUAUAGAUACUAUAUCUACAUACUUUUAUUUAUAUACAAACAUUAAAUGGAGAAAUAAGGUUGCAUAUUCAUAUAUAUCUUAAAGUAAGAUGUUUCAUCAUUUAUAAUGCUGUUAAGUGAGUUAUUUAUUCAGUUGUUUAUUCAGUUAUUCAGUCUCACGUUGUUUCUUAUGCUGGCGUUGGACACUAGGGUGCAAAGUAUAUCCUGCUCCUCCCAAGUAGCUGGGACUGCAGGUCUAGCCUCUACCACUCAGCUCAUUUUAGUGUGUUGUUUGCUUUGCUUUGCUUUGGUUUUGGUUUUGGUUUUUUCAGAUAGGAGACCCAUCAGCCUCUGCCUCUCGAGUACGAGGACAGGUAUGCACCCACCUUGGCAUUUAGUGUUUAAGGAAGGCGAUUUGCAUGUUCAUGAAACAAGACUUGAGGAGGACAUAUAGUCAGGACUGUAAUUUAGGCUCUGAAGAAGAAGUUGCCAUUUCUGUAACUGCCAUCUGCUUUGUCAUCAGCAGGUAACUACUCCCUUCUCUAGAGCUUCAUGCUCUGGUGGGUUUCACAACCUUCAUUAUACAUUAAAGGCACUCUUGCUUUGUUUGGGUUUAUCGACUGAUUCAUAUAGAUUAGAAGUAUUUUUUUUUUCCAAGUGAAGUUUUGAUUGAACAUUCUAAGAAACUGGAACAUUUUAGUAUUUGGAUAAUCUUCCUUGAGAUAAAAAGGUAAAAAUACUGUCGGUUUCGGGUACAUUAAAGUUUUUUUUUUGUUGUUGUUGUGAAACUAAUCAAUGUGUUACAGAAAAAGUGAAGACAGAUGUUCUAGCAACUGUAAUAGGUAUUUAAGGGCAGUCUGAUUGAUACCAGCACUCCAUUGCUUCCAGGAUUGAUUGGCCAAUCGACCUGGGUAGGUGGAUGGUCCUUACUGUUCCUUGUUUGUUUCUCUGAAGUUGUGUGUUCAGUUGAAGAAGAUGACUUUUGCAGUAGAGCAGGACUCAUCUUUGGUGGAGAUUCUCUCAGUAGUUGUGUUCUCUUGCUGAACCUCCAAACCAGCUUUGAAUGAUGAGAAACCUCAGGUUUUAGGUCUCAGCUUUAUUCCUGAGAAUAGACAUGCCUCUGAGCAGAGCAGGCUGCAGUAUCUCUAGCUGUUUUCAACUCUAGCUUUCCCCUUCUUUAAAUGCUCAUGUCUAAGUUUGCUUAAAAUUUCAACCUUCACUGUUUGUCGAUUGAGAGUCUUAAUUGUAAAUAUACAUUGGAAUGGAUGAUGUGCAGCCUUCGAAGACAAAAGGUGAGGUGAAUAGAGAUUUUUUUUUCCCAUUCAACAAUUGAUGAUGAGUUCUGCAUGGUAGAUUUCUUUAACUUUUUAUUAUUAUUAUUUUUUAAUCAUUUUAUUUGUUACAUUUCAAAUGUUCUUCCCCUCCAUGAAUCUCCCCCACCCCCUCCUCGCCCCUCUAGAACUCCUCUAGAGAUACCUUAAGAAGGUAUCUUAAGGGCUGGAGAGAUGGCUCAGUGGGUAAGAGUGCUGACUGCUCUUCUGAAGGUCCUGAGUUCAAAUCCCAGCAACCACGUGGUGGCUCACAACCAUCCGUAAUGAAAUAUGAUGCCUUCUUCUGCUGUGUCUGAAGACAGCUACAGUGUACUUAUGUAUAAUAAUAAAUAAAUAUUUUUAAAAAAGAAGGUAUCUGAAGCUUGAAGGUCUUCUGUAGCCACUGAUUGUGAAUCCUGUGGGACAAUGUACUAAUGUCACUGUCUUGUUCAUUAGAACUCUUUGUUUUCAAAUGUAAAUGACUGAAGACUUUUGUGAGAAUUGUCAGUGGUCUCAAGAAAAUGUUCAUCUACUCAAAAAAAAAAAAAAGUUAGUAAAGCUGCCCAGUGAAAGAGUGAUGAAUGUAGAGCACAGAUAGAAGCAGUUGGAGUCAGAUAGCCGUGCCCUUUAUAAGGAGAGUUGUAAUCCAUGUGAAAUGUUGACCAGUUAUUUUUUUCUUUCUUUGGAUUUUAUAUGUAUUUUGUUUGACUUGUUUGAGACAUGGUCUAGCUAGGUAGUCCAGACUAGCCUCUAACUUAGGAUGCUCCACCCCUUAAUAUCUGGGAUUACAGGUAUACACCACCCUAUGUUCAUCUUCUUAAAGAAAUGGCUUGAGUAAACAGAAGCACAUACAUUAAUUGGAUUGCAACAACAGUGACAGCAAAUGAGCAGGACCAAGUAACAGACUGAGCUCAAAGCCAUGAUGGAGGAUGACUCAGACAAGCCAGGCACAGUUGGAUUGUUAAUGGAAAUGGUUGCAUACUGAUUGCUAGGUCAGUCAUGCCAAACCAUGGGAUAGUAAACCUAGGGAACAGUUCUUUUUUUUUUUUUUUUAAAAAAGUCGUCAAUAAACAAAUGUCAAUGUAUUAUAAGCAGGCUGGGUUUGAGAGACAAUUGACUUUUAACAUGAGGUUUAUUUAACAUUUUAAUUAAACCCCUUUCCUCUUUUACAUACUUUCCCAAUUUCGGUUAAGUCAAAAUAAUUGUAUUGUCUUAAACCUUUUAGAGACGUCAAGUGUAAGGUAUGGCAUUUCCUGGUAGUGGUAUUUCCCUAAUGACCAAGAAAGAUAUGUGAAUCAGUCAAGCCUGAGAUAAUCCUAGUGGGGUUGUCUCCUUUUCUGCCUGGCUUUUCAGACUCAUGUGAAAUUGUGUGAAGUGUUUGUAGAAACAACUUUUUUUUAAAAAAGAUUUAUUAUUAUAUCUAAGUACAUUCUAGCUGUCUUCAGAGGCACCAGAAGAGGACAUCAGAUCUCAUUGCGGAUGGUUGUGAGCCACCAACCAUGUGGUUGCUGGGAUUUGAACUCAGGACCUUCAGAAGAGCAGUCGGUGCUCUUAACUACUGAGCCAUCUAUCCAGCCCUAGAAACAACUUUCUCAUGAUUAUUGGGAGAGGAACACAAUACAGAGUAAAAGGAAGAGGUUUUUCUGAGGGGUGAAGGGCUCCAUCUUGCCAGGCUGUGAUUGCCCACAUGGUGUAGCUUUUUGGAAGCAAACUUACAGAGCCAUUUACAUUCUAUUACAGCCACAUGCAAAAUGAGAGAUAGGAGUCACUCCCACUCCCAAAUCCUUCAGGGGAUUGUUUUAGGUUUCCUUAUAAACCAAUACUGGAGUGGUGGUUCGGAGUUUGUCAGAAUAUUAAUGUGUAAUAUGACAUCUUGCCUAACAGGCUUACCUAAUGAGAUGAACCAAAUUCUCAGGGUUUUUUGUUUUGUUUAGUUUUGGUUUGGUUUGGUUGGCUGUUUUAUGUUAAGAAGAGUGCCGACUAAAAAAAAAAAAAACUAAAAGAAGUGUUCUUUAGUAAUUUGUGAAUGAAAAUGAGGACAUGAUGGCUCCUAGGUAUAGUUGAGGAGAAGUGUUUAUUGUGGAUAUGAGGGAGAGAACAGCCAGCGGCAUCUGGAAAGACUGAACCAGGCCAUGUGGCUUAGGGUUUCUCUGCUGUGAACAGACACCAUGACCAAGGCAGCUCUUUUAAGGACAACAUUUCACUGGGGCUGGCUUACAGGUCAGACGUUCAGUCCAUUAUCAUCAAGGUGGGAAGAUGGCAGCAUCCAGGCAAGCAUGAUGCAGGAGGAGCUGAGAGUUGUACAUCUUUUGAAGGCUGCUAGAAUACUGACUUCCAGGCAGCUAGCAUGAGAGACUUACAACCCAUACCCACAGUGACACAACUACUCUAACAAGGCCAUACCUUCUAAUAGUGCCACUCCCUGGUCUGAGCAUACAGAAUCCAUCAUACCAGGAGAAAAGUGGUGCAAGUGGGCCAAGAGGCCCAGGGCAGAGUACCAAGACCCCAAGAGAGUUUGUAGUCAGAAUGACUGAGUUAUUAUAGGAAUCAGAAGCUGGGGAAAAGGAAAUCUGGCCUCUGGCUGGAGAGGUGUAGGGUGGGGUAGGGUGAGAAGUGCUGGGAGGAGCCGUAGGUACUAAGUGGAAUCUGUCUCAGGUUUCUUUGGGACCUAACAGUAUUUCACAAAAGCAGUCAUAAGUUCUAAAUUAGAUUUUUAUUAGUGUGACAUUUAAAAAUACAAUUUUAUUUGGUAUAUUUCUUGUGAAUUGAUUACCUUUCCAGUCAGAUUUUGCUAAUAAAUUGUUCUGUCUGUGUCUGAUUUUAUCAUCCCUCUCCCCCAGCACAAACAACUCGAAUCCUACCACUAGCUGUUUCAGUAGAAGCACAGGUGUGCGUGCAUAAAAGGAAAUUUAAAAUAAUCUUGAAGCUUAUUGGCCAUGUCUGAUUAGGAGUACACCUGCGCUGGGUGCCAGAGUAAAUGUACAAUUAGGUACUGUACUGAGAUUGGGCUCAUUCUUUCAUCUGCCAGUAUCUUUGAAUAACACAUUUACUAUAAGAAUACUCAUUAAAGAGACUAUUAUAGAGGUACCAAGUCUGUAAAAACAAAGAGCUAGAAUAGCAGCCUUCCUGGAGACAGCCAUCUUUUCCUCUGUACAUAUUUCCACUAUCAAAGAUGAAUUCUGUAUGUAAUCUGUGAGUUGAAAGAACGAAGCAGAGUUGCCUCCCCUGAGGAACUCUACAUUUUAUGUAGAGUAUGUGUGUGUACAUUGUGCGUGUGUGUAUGUGUGUGUGUGUGUGUGUGUAAAACCAGAAUACACAUUUUAGAUAUGUCAGAAUGAUGCUGACAGCCAUGAGAGAAUAUGAUCUAGCAACAUGGAGCAAAUGAAUGAGACACUCCAGUUCCUAUUUUGUCUCACUUCCUUACACCUCCUCUCUAGAAAUAGAAAAAUAAUAACACUAAAAAAUAGCCUUCUUUUCAGCCCUACAAUGCUAGAGUUUUAUUUUAAUAACUCUCCAUUAGAACUGCUUUGACAAUUUUCCCCCCUGAUGAAUUUACUUAGUUUCAAAGAAGUCAGAGUCUAGUAGGUAAACUGUUUCACUUAUAAAUACAUUUGGACAUUAAAAGUAAAAACAAUUUGGCUUUUAAAAUUGAUUGCCCAGGGAUCCACACAGUACUAAGGCAGGUGUCCAGUUGUGAAGAGCCUGUUUUUCUUAUUCAGAGAAAACUGUUUACUUACCUAGUUGAAUAUUAUUCAUUUACUAUUUUUUAACUUGCAAAAUUUAUUUUUGUGUGUAUAUGUAGUUGCACAUGUGUGUGUGUGUGUGUGUGCGCCUGUGUGGCCCCAACCCAUGCCAGGGUGCAUGUGUAGAAGUGAGGACAGCUUUCUCGAGUUCUUUUCUGCCACCCUGUAGGAUCCCCAGAGCAAGUGAAAGCAUCAGGCCUGUGCUCAAGUACUUCCACCCUCUGAGCCAUCUUGUUGGCCCCUCACUUACCUUUUUCUUCUUUUUCCUUUUUGGUAAACUUUUAGAAAUUAAGUUGGAGUUCUUGAACGUGACUGUAUAGUAGCGUCUAGUACUUUCCUUGUGUUUCAUCCCUUGGUCCCAGUCAUGAGACUGAGAAGAGACUUGGUAAACGUCAUUGUAUGAAUGCUGAUGGUGAAGGACAUAGAGUACUUACUUGGUCAGCACUGUAGUGAGUCAUUUGUGUUUGAGUGAUAAUGAAAGAUGCAUCAGUGGACUGAGUUGUACUGUUGGAUCCUUGCUACAGUGUGUCUAUCUGUGCAGUGUGCAAGAAGUGAAACCUCAAUCAUACAUUGUCAAUCUCUUUGCUUAUUUCUUUCUAGUUUUGUUUUUUAAGUAACUACUAAGUUAUGUGAAUUUUAAAAAUCUAGUUACAACCUUACUGUUUAUCAUUUCAUAUCAUGGUUUUUUUUUUGUUUGUUUGUUUGUUUGUUUGUUUUUUACUUUGCCGGUUUUGUCAAUUUUUAAACCGUUGUGAUUGAUUGUACUAGUUUCUGCUUUUCUGUAGUUGAGUGUCUUAUUUCCUUUUUAUGGCAAAAGCCAACACAAUUAUUCUUCAUAAAAAUGGUUUGCAGCCGGGCGUGGUGGCGCAUGCCUUUAAUCCCAGCACUUGGGAGGCAGAGGCAGGCGGAUUUCUGAGUUUGAGGCCAGCCUGGUGUACAAAGUGAGUUCCAGGACAGCCAGGGCUAUACAGAGAAACCCUGUCUCGAAAAAACAAAAACAAACCAAACAAACAAAAAAAUGGUUUGCACAUUUCCUUUGAUUUCAUCAAGGACACAUUUUAAGUAUAAAUAAAUGUGACAUUUUAAUUGAGUAUCAGUAAUAUCUAAGCCAUAUUUUCCUUAGAUUUAAAUAUACGAAGUUUUUACUUUUGAGUACAGUUUCAUAAACCUCACUCAGCUGACCUGUACUAUCUGGUUUCAGCAGCCAUUGAUCUGCCGUCCUUGUGGUUUUGUUUCUUUUUCUCUCUUUAAAUUUUAUUAGCAUAUUUAAAAAGCAAAUUCCAGAUUGUAUUAGUUUCCCAUUCUUACGACAAACUGCCUAAGAAGUAAUUAAAGGGAGGGAGGGGUUUCUGGCUCUCAGUUUGAGGCCAUACAUUCCAUCUUGCAGGAAAGGCACUAUAUAUAGCAAGACCAGGAAGUGGGAAGAAUGCCUAGAGUUCCAGUUUCAGUGAUAAGACUAAGAAAUGGCCCCAGUCAGGAUCUGAUUUACAGUUUUAUCUAUAAAGUAGGAUAAAAAUCCCUCUGGUCUCGGGCUCCUAAAUGCUGACAUUGUAGCCAUAUGCCACUAUGUUAAGCACUAAACUCUUUAACAUCUUGGUAUUUUUAAUGAUUAAUUUUUUUACUAAUUAAUUAAUUUCAUGUAUGUGAGUAUACUGUCGCUGUCUUCAGACACACCAGAAAAAGGCAUCAGAUCCCCAUUACAGAUGGUUGUGAGCCACCAUGUGGUUGCUGGGAAUUGAACUCAGGACCUCUGGAAGAGCAGUCAGUGCUCUUAACCGCUGAGCUGUCUGUAGCCCACAUCUUGAUAUUUUAAAAAUCAUUCAUUCUUCAUUUACUGAGGCUUUUCUCUUGAUGACUGUUUUGUCAUGAAAUAUUGAUUAAUCUGGGGGGGGGGUGGACUACAUAACUGUUUCCCUUAAUAAUCUGUAGGAUAAUGAAUUGGUGUCCUUACAGUAUAGUGGUGAUGUUUUUAGCUUUCAGGGACUUUUAGAUACCAUAUUUCAUAUACAUUCAAGACCUUUGCCUCUCCUGCUGUGGCUUUAGUGUUCUUGUAGUGUAGCCACACUUACUAUGAAUAGUUUCCUUACUUUCAUAUUAAGAUAUCCCAGGUUUAUCUUUUAAAAAACAAAAACAAAAGCCCAACCUACUUGGUGUCAGACAAGCUGGUGAUAGCCCUUUAAACAUUUUUUUUUCCUUAAUAUUGAGACUCAUACUCAUUCUGGCACCAAACAUGCAAGGCAGCUGAGAUUGACCUUGAACUUCAAUUGUCCUGCCUCCAUUUCCUGAGAUUAUAUAGUAGGUAGUACAAUUCGGUACUACCACACCUAGUUUACAUGGUGCUGGGAAUUGAACCCUGCAUCCCGGAUCCCCUUUGUCUUCUUACUGAGCAGCCUGUUUGCUUGUGCAUGAAUGCUGUUGUGUGGUAUAUAGUUGUAUACAUGUACACAUGUGUAUGCACAUCUGUAUGUAUGUGCGUGGAAUUCAAAGGUCAAAGGCUUAUCUACCCUUUUUGAGAGACACAGUCUCUCACUAAACCUAGAGCUCAAUGAUUAGCCUACAGUAAUUAGGCUACUGCACCUAACUUUUUAUGUAUGUGCUGGGGGACUGAACUCAGUUCCUCACUCUCAAUGCUAAGUACUUUGUUGCCUGGACUAUCUCCCCAACUUGAAGCAGCCUUCUCAGUCCUCAAAUAAAGACUGUAUUAGCAACAACAACAACAAAACCUGAACAAGGUACACACACACAGUUAAAAUUCAUUAAAGCCCAUAAUGGCUGUAGAACAGUCAUGAGGCGUGAAAGUAAAGUGUUUGCAGUUACAGGUUAGAGGAGGGAGGACUGGAGAAGGGCUGGGAAACGUGACUAAAGUGGAAGAGGAAAGAAGAGUGAGUUUUUAAAAGUUCACUUAGCAAUGAAAAUUUUAAAAAGGAUUAGAUAUAUAUGUGGGGAAAAAAAAAGGCAUGAUAGCUCUUAAACUCAAAAUACUAUUCAAAGUAUAGUAAAUGACCUGUUGGAGUGGCUUUUUCUCAGUUCUCCAAAAUUGGACUCUUCAUGGUGGGCGGGGUGGGAGGGGUAGGAGUUGGGGGUGGGGAGAGUGUCAGUUAAACUGGGAGAGUCUUUCUUACAAUUUAUAUUGGUGCUGAGCCCAUGCUAGACAAGUGUCGUGUCUGUCACUGCAGUUCAGUAGCGUCUGUGCUUUGUGCACUGGGAGCCUCUGAUGGCCACACUUAACUGUGUAGGCUGUGAGCUGGGCAGGUUCUCCCUCCUCCCCCAGAUGCUCUGAGCCUGACUCUGGGGUGCUCUGGAAUCAGGGAAGCAAACAGCACUGAAAUCUGUACACGUGCUCUAGGAGAUACAGCUUUAGUCCUCUGCAGCUUCAGUGCUCAGCUUCUGCUGCAACAGCAGAUCUAAGUCUCCAGAGGUUAAGGCAUCCCUGCCCCAGGGCUUGACAGAUUUGGAUGAGACUAUCCUGCUCACUCCCAGAUUGACACUAAGCCCUGUGCCACUUAGGUUUUUUCACUCACAUUCUUUGAAACGGUGUUUCUUGUUAUUCUGACUCUUGUGAUUCUAUUCUGACACUGUGAUUCAAGACCAGCUUCAUCUUAAGUAGUUUUCUUUUUUGUCCUUUUUCUUUCCAUUUUAUUAAUUAUUUAUUUACAUCUCAAAUGUUGUCCCCCUUCCUGGUCCCUCCUUCCUAGUAGUUUUCUUACAUACCUAAAUCUGCCCUUCAGAAUUGCCCUGACUGGGCUAGGGAAAUAGCUGACUUUGUAAGAACACUUAACACACACACAGCAUGAGGACCUGAGUUUAAAUCUUAGGCACUCACAUAAAAAGCUGGAUAUGGCCAUUCACACCUGUAACCCUAGCACUGUGGGAGCCAGAGACAGGAGGGUCACUAGGGUUGGCAGUCACCCUGCCUCCACAUUACUGAAACCCACUCAGUCUCAAAGGUUUAAGACAAAGCGUACAUACACAUGUGCAUAUGGAUCCACACAUCUAAAGCAGAGAGCUGCCCUCCCUCCAGCUUCUUUGAUUUUUUUAGAGGGUGGGUUGGGCAAAUACUAAGUAGUUUUUCAUUGCUCAGGUGAUUUAGGAUAAUCUAUAUGACUUAUAAAAUACCUGUUUAGGGCUGAGGAUAUAGGUAAGGUGGUAGAGUUCUUGUCUGUUAUGCACAAGGUCCUGGGUUCAACUCCCAGCACAGCAUAAAGUGGGCAUGGUAGGGCAUGCCUGCAAUCCGAGCAUGCAGAAAAUGGAGACUUUAGAACCAGAAGUCACAAGUUUUCUGACUACACAGCAAGCAAGGUCAAGGACAACCUGAGCUACAAUCCUUAGGGAGUCAUGGGGCCUCAAGAGUGCCCACUCCCACAUGGUUCUUACAGUCUUGAAACUAUCUUCUAUGAGGUGACUGUGGAUGUCCCAUUGGUCAUUGAAACUGUCUUCUAUGAGGUGACUGUGGAUGUCCCAUUGAUGACUGAGUGUGCAGCAGUCAGUGUGAUCACUGUGACCACUCGUCCUGAGGUUAGCAUUAUACUUUUCCAGUGGAGCCCAUGACUUCUGAUCAGGACGCUAAAGUUGUGGCUGAACCGCAGGCACAGCGAGUCCAGGAGGGCAAGGACAGCUCUCAUCUGAUGAAUGGUCCUAUAUCGCAAACCACUUCUCAAACAAGGUCCCUCCCAGCUUUGACUCAGGUCCCAACAACUAAGGUUUCAGAGCUAAACCCUAAUGCAAAGGUAUGGGGGACUCAUAUGUUACAUUUGGAAGCGAGUAGUGCAGCUGUUGGUGUGAAUGCUGCGUGGGAAGAGGCUCCCGGCCAUCCUACAGACUGUGACCAGCAGGUUCUAGGAUUGGAUGCCAAUGGUGAUGGCGACAAAAGUCGAGAGAAUGCAGCGCUCCCGGACGCACAGGAGGCAGAGCAGACAGACAUGAGCACUCUGGCUCUGGACCAUUCAGAAUAUGAACCUCUGCCUGAGAACAACGAUACGGGAGGAAAUGAGUCUCAACCAGAAAGCCAGGAAGACCCUCGGGAAGUACUUAAAAAAACAUUGGAAUUCUGCUUAUCUAGGGAGAAUCUUGCUAGCGACAUGUACCUUAUAUCCCAGAUGGACAGUGAUCAGUAUGUGCCAAUUACAACGGUAGCUAACCUUGACCAUAUCAAGAAACUCAGUACUGAUGUGGAUUUGAUUGUUGAAGUGCUAAGAUCUUUACCUUUAGUCCAAGUGGAUGAGAAGGGAGAGAAAGUAAGGCCAAAUCAGAACCGGUGCAUAGUAAUACUGCGUGAGAUAUCGGAGUCUACCCCCGUGGAAGAAGUAGAAGCACUAUUUAAAGGAGAUAAUUUACCAAAAUUUAUAAACUGUGAAUUUGCCUAUAAUGAUAAUUGGUUUAUUACCUUUGAAACAGAAGCUGAUGCACAGCAGGCUUACAAAUACCUUCGAGAAGAAGUCAGAACUUUCCAAGGAAAGCCAAUUAAGGCGCGGAUAAAAGCAAAGGCAAUAGCGAUAAACACAUUUUUGCCAAAGAAUGGAUUUAGACCUCUGGACAUGAACCUUUAUACCCAGCAGCGCUAUGCUACAUCGUUUUACUUACCUCCAGUGUACAGUCCCCAGCAGCAGUUCCCUCUGUACAGCCUGAUCACCCCCCAGACGUGGUCAACAACACAUAGCUAUCUUGAUCCACCCUUGGUAACUCCUUUUCCAAGUACUGGAUUUAUAAAUGGGUUUACAUCUCCGACCUUCAAACCUGCAACGUCUCCUCUGACAUCACUCAGACAGUAUCCUCCUAGAAGCAGGAAUCCUAGUAAGUCUCAUCUGCGCCAUGCGAUUCCUAGUACAGAGAGAGGGCCUGGGCUGCUAGAAAGUCCUUCAAUAUUUAACUUCACUGCAGAUCGAUUAAUUAAUGGUGUCCGGAGCCCACAGACGAGGCAAGCAGGGCAAACUAGAACACGAAUACAAAACCCUUCAGCUUAUGCCAAGAGAGAGAUUGGAACUGGGCGUGUGGAGCCAAGUAGUCUUGAAUCCUCUCCUGGUUUAGGGAGAGGAAGGAAAAAUUCCUUUGGCUAUCGGAAGAAAAGAGAAGAGAAGUUUACAAGCAGUCAGACGCAGUCUCCAACACCACCAAAGCCUCCAUCACCGAGCUUCGAACUGGGACUGUCCAACUUCCCCCCAUUACCUGGAGCUGCAGGCAAUUUGAAGACAGAGGACUUGUUUGAAAACAGGCUUUCCAGCUUGAUCAUAGGAUCUUCAAAAGAAAGAAACCUCAGUACAGAUGCAAGCACAAACACUGUUCCUGUAGUGGGACCCAGAGAGCCCUCCGUGCCAGCGCCCUGUGCUGUGUCGGCAGCAUUUGAACGUUCCCCUUCCCCGGUCCAUUUACCUGAGGAUCCCAAGGUGGCAGAAAAGCAGAGGGAAACUCAGAGUGUGGACAGACUCCCUUCUACCCCUACUACAACUGCAUGUAAAUCCGUGCAGGUGAAUGGAGCAGCAACAGAAUUGAGAAAGCCCAGUUAUGCAGAGAUUUGUCAGAGAACGAGUAAAGACCCUUCUUCCUCCUCUCCAUUGCAACCCCCAAAAGAACAAAAGCCAAGCACUGUCGCCUGUGGGAAGGAGGAGAAGCAGCUGUCUGAGCCUGUCGAGAGACACCGAGAGCCCCCUGCCCUUAAGUCCACGCCUGGAGUCCCCAAGGAUCAGAGGAGGCAGCCUGGGCGCCGAGCCUCUCCUCCAGCUGCCGGGAAACGCCUGAGCAAGGAACAGAACACGCCUCCCAAGUCUCCUCAGUGAGAGCUGCGUGCCUGCGAGGGCUCUGGAAGAGCUGUACCCACCGUGAGAAGCUCUCCCACUCAGUACGGAAUGAGCCGCUGGUUAGGAGCUUGCAGUGUCUGUGGGGCCCGUGGGAUACCUGCAAGUUACUUCCUUCUGUGAGUCGGAUAUUCCCCCUCUUGGAAAAAAAAAUGUAUUUUUCAGGAUUUAAUUAUAUAAUAUAAACCUUAUUUUAGGUUGGUGCUUAACUGGAGGUGAUACAGAAGUCUGGUGUUUUCAGGAUAGAAAAUGUAUUUAUCCUAACAAAUGGAUAUUUUUUAUUAAGCCUCCACGUGGCUCUGAGUGCAAAGCUAUAAUGAGUUUUUCUAAAUUAAGGGAACUCUGCUACUUCCUUUUUUUUUUUUUUUAAUAGUUGGUCUACAAGUGCGCAUUGGUAGGGUGUCCAGCAGAUGGAUGGGGGCUGAUGGCAGGGGCAGGGGCAGCCUUGGCCUCACAGAGCAAGGGACUGGCAUGUCAGGACACUGACAGACUGGCAUAGGAGCUGUGUUUUCAUCUAAACCCUUAGCAACAGGUAACUCUAGCUUUAAAACAAGAUACAGAUGUACAUACAGUUCUUUUUUGAUCUAGUGGGCAGAACCUGCAAAGAGCACCCUAGAAAGACCUGAAACCUUUGAGUUUUGAUGUCCUGCGAGCAAGUAACCAGCCUCUCACUCCAGUUCCAAGUGGCUACUAUGUAAAAUAAAUUCAAAGCACAUUGUGAAUAGAACCUAGAUGGAAUUAGAAACUGCUGCUGCCCACUGAUGUCAGAAGUUGUACACGAUGUGUGUCCCUGUGAGUGAGUGGCUACCUGGCUCUCAUCCUCCAUGCUCUCUCUGUGUCCCCCACACUCUGGAGAGUCGUGUCUUAGCCAGCUCUGUGUGGAUGUCUUCUUGUCCCUCUGCAUCAGCACGUGGAUUUAGAAGUACCUAGCCGUGAGAGAGUGCUGUCGGUGGUCCCCUCUGGCUUGCGAGGACAGAGUCCUUGCUCUUUUACCUCCAGGACGAGGGUUUUCUUGAUUGUUUCAGAAGCUGCACUUCUGAGGAGCGAGAGUGCAGUCAAGUUAGCAAGUUCAUAAUAAAGUUACAGAUAAAUUAUUUUGUUUUAAAACGCCUAAGAUUUUUCUUUAAGUAUUCUAAGCAGCAGACAUUAAACUAUUUCCUGCUAUAUGUAACCAUACAGCUUAUUCCACAAAAUGCUAUUUAAUGAGACUGAAGGUUGUUUUGGUUUCUUUUUUCUUUUUUUUUUUCUAAGGAAAAAAAUUAUUUCCAUCCAAUAUUUAAAGACUUGAAUUUUAUUUAAACUUGAAAAUGACUUUGCCUUAACUUUUGUAUAAGACAGCUUAGAGCUCACGGAGACCUGCCCCUGGGUUGGCGGGAGUGGAUCGGUUACUCAGUUGCCAUGCGGAUCUCCUGGUGUUGGUUUUGCUGAGAACGCAUACUGUUGUACAAGAACUCCAGUGGUUUUUGUAACAUACCUACAGAUCUUCAACAGUUGAUCUUUUUUCAGAUUGUUGAAAAGUCCUGUAAAUGCAAAUAGUCGCUACUGUGUUAAAUCUGUGCACUUGGGAGUGUGCUCUGCUUGUACAGUGUAAAUAAUCAGAACAUAUGAGAAAGGUACCCUACAGAGAAGAAUCUGAUAAAAAUUAUUGAUAUAUUAUAAAUGUUGCUGUUGAGCUGAUGUAGAUAAACUAAAUGUUGUGGUUUGAGUAUUAUUUUAAUUUGUUAAGGUUUUUCUUUUUCCCCUUAUACUGGUGUGUUGAACUGAUUUUGCCUCUUUGCUGCAAAAGGGAAAUGGAAAGUCUUAUUGAAAGCCUUUGGAUGUUUUCAUACUCUUAAAAAGAAUGUAAGUACAUACUAAUCAUAUGUGAUAUGUGAGGGUUUUGAAGGAGAGUAUAGAGAGCAGAGACUGGCAGGAUCUUCCAAUGAAAGUAAAAAACAGAAUGUGCUAAUUAAAAUUAUACUCUGUUAAGUGAUUUUUCCUGCCAGAGGCAAAGAUGGCCUGAUGCACGUGACCAUUUCCUUCAGAGCAACUGUCAUUCAGUUACAUAGGAGUAUACGCAGUGCUGAUGUUUCAGACGCCUGUGAAAGGAACAUAGGACGAAUUUCCUUAUAGAUGUCAGAUCACUGACAAAAAAAAAAAAAAAAAAAAAGAAAGAAAGAAAGAAGAAGAAGAAAACAGCUGGCCUCUUGAACCCACACUAGCAGAUACUGUCUAUCUGGAAAGGCGAGCCUGAGGCCUCAGGCCCUUCACAUCACAUCUUUGCUGGAAGAGGGGCCAAAUUAUGGUCAGCACCCCUUACCCCCAAGGGUGCUCUCACAGAGGAGCUUUGAUUUUUAAUGAGAAGUCCUUUCCCCAAGGCUGAGCAUUGCAGCACGAAACCUGUGUGGCAGAGCCAAGCUGUAGGUGCUUGCUGUCUGCUGGCUGGAAGUGUACAGCUCAGUGGCCACACGCAAGGGCAGGUGGGCAGAUGCACGAGGUGGGACACUGAUUACUGCUUAGCCAGUGACAGCCUGGCAUCAGGAACUAAAGCCUUGCUCAGAUGUGAUUUUUAUAAGCACUCGUUUUUCAGGAAGCAAAGGUGAUAUGCCAAAUAGCUGUAUAAUGUCAAAACAGAGACUUCCUGAACACUUUGAGGUUUUCCACUCAGAAAAAAAAGGAAGUUAUCAAAAUAGGAAGCUGUUGAGGGUGCAUGCAGACUCUUGCUAUGUCACAUCCAGCAAGUGUGGUAUGUGGCUUUCAUAAUCUAUUUACGUUUACUCAUUCCUUUCAGUAUCUCAAGGUAUAGAAUCAGAGAUACCACAGUCACAAGGACCUUUUUAACCUGUAAAAUUGUGUGAUGAUGCUUACUUACCAUAUGGAAAUACGGACUAGGAAUCUGGCCCCACCUCACCAGACAGGAAUUUCAAGUGAUUCCUCUCUCAUAGUCAGUGUCAUGAUGUCUCUGUGAACCCCUCCUGUCAUUGCAUCACUGGUUGCCACUAGUGGGUGGCAAAAAAAAAAAGAAAAAAAAAAGAAAAGAAAAAAAGACAAAAAAAAAAAAGGAAAAAAAAGUCUUAUAUUGCUGUAUUAGGGUUUCUGCAGUUGAUAUUGAAAAACUGGUCCAGUGUGUCACAGCAGGCGACUGAUGGUGCAUACCUGUCUCUGUGUCCCCUUCAGUGAGCUGUAGUUGUGGGUUUGUGUGCUUUGUAGCCUGUUAUACGGAAAGCAACAGACAAUCGAAGAUUCCAGGAGUGCUAACUAACAGCUGCAAGUCACAGACGGGGAGUGUAACAAGUGGAAGCUUGCCUGAGGGCUUCUGUUUCUGUUCUACUUUUCAUUAAGACUGGAGUCAAGCUUACAUGUAAACUAUUGGUGAUUUAAGUUUCCUUUUGUGUCAUUUUUGUGUAAAACUGUCUAAUUUGAAAAAAAUGUAGCUUAUGAAAAAUAAAGAUUUAGGCACUGUUCAA
Molecule: messenger RNA, 29349 nt
Organism: Mus musculus (house mouse)
Lineage: Eukaryota; Metazoa; Chordata; Mammalia; Rodentia; Muridae
Gene: Larp4b
Product: La ribonucleoprotein 4B
Exons: 19
Coding region: 23660-25885 (741 amino acids)
Biological process (GO): positive regulation of translation
Cellular component (GO): cytosol
Molecular function (GO): nucleic acid binding; mRNA 3'-UTR binding
Source: RefSeq, a predicted model, not a curated record